Molecule: messenger RNA, 2343 nt
Organism: Cladophialophora immunda
Lineage: Eukaryota; Fungi; Ascomycota; Eurotiomycetes; Chaetothyriales; Herpotrichiellaceae
Exons: 6
Coding region: 573-1370 (265 amino acids)
Cellular component (GO): cytoplasm; nucleus; ribonucleoprotein complex
Molecular function (GO): mRNA binding
Source: RefSeq, a predicted model, not a curated record
CUUCCACCUUCUUCACGGCCGCAUCCUGGGUGCAUGUCUAUCACCUUCUGAAUCUUCUCCUCUUUUCGCAUCACAUCCCUUGUGGCCCUUCGACUACUAUCACACCUUCGGCCCUGGCACUCCAGGCCACUUGUUGGUUCCCGUGUCCCUGCCAGGCUCUAUCACCUCCGCCUCAUUUCUACGCCUGGGCUUGUGUCCUGCCUGCGAACUAGGUCUCUCCCGCGGCUCUUGACCACUGAAUCACAGUCGCGACUUACCUGGAUCGUCGUCCGGACUUCUUUGCAGGCUCCAGUCCACCAUGGCGGACGUUUCGUCUACCCGGCUCUAUCUGGGCAAUCUUGCGCGCAACAGUAUGCUCACCUUUAUCCGUUCUCCCUCUUUUGGUCUCCCUGGACAAUAUUGCUUGCUUGGAGGGUAGCUGAACCCUGAAUGUUGACUCCUGGACCCGCUCACCACUUGUGCCGGGACUGCGCCAGUCGCUGACUCUCAGUUUCUCCCUUCCAGUCACCAAACAGGACAUUGAGGAGCACUUUGGCAAUCAUGGCACCGGCUCUAUUAAAGAGAUCAAGCUCAUGAACGGCUUUGGUUUUAUUGAAUACGAGGACGCCAUGGAUGCGAGAGAUGUUGUUCCAGCGUUCCACGGAACCAUGUUCAAGGGCGAGCGUCUCACUGUGCAGUUUGCUCGAGGCCCACGCCGGAAAGAUGAUUUUGCUGGUCCUUCGGAUCGCAACGUCCCUCGGCCACGUCGCACCAUCUAUCGCAUGCAGAUUACUGGACUGCAGCCGGAUACUAGUUGGCAGGACCUCAAGGACUUCGCGCGGAGCUCGGGCCAAUUGGACGUCGUAUACUCUGAGACUGGUCGUGACCGCGAUGGCAAAGGGUUCGUGGAGUUCGAAACCUCUUCCGAUCUCAAGACUGCUGUGGAGAAGCUAGAUGGACAGACAUUUAAGGGAGCGACUGUCCACUGCACACUCGAUAUCCAGGAGGAAAGACCGGACAAUCGCAGUUACCGACAGAGAUCCCCGCCCAGAGGCCGAUACGGACCCGCGGAUGACUACGAUCGCCGUGGCCCUCCUCCACGAGGAUGGAGCCCGCGAGGCUAUCGUGAGCGCUCGCCUGGACGUCGCCCACCUAUUGAUGACUACUACGACCGAGGCUAUGGAAGGCGCACUCCACCACGGGACUACGGACCACCACCACCGAGGAGAUACGAUCCUGACCCAUAUGACCCUCGCGGACCGCCACCACCACCUAUUCGCGGCUAUGGAGAUCCAUAUGCGCGAGGUGGUGACCCGUAUGGUCGGCCCCGAAGCCCUCCACGCUAUGGCUAUUCAGGCGGCUAUGGUGGCUAUGACGACCGACGAUAUUAGAGGCAUUCCGAGGAUCUCUAACGACUAACCACUCAGACUCAGGGAAGGCCAGAACAAGCAGUUCGGUGUUCUCGCUUCGAUAAACGGAUGAGGCCAUAACUAAGCAGGCGCCACAGGAAAGUUUGUAAGCCACGGGUGAUCGCUUGUUCUGUCUUUGGCGAAUCCGGACGGCCGCUGCACGAAGGAUUGUCACAACAUUUUUGUUUCGGUGUUUUCAGUUGCAACUUCAGUGCUUGCUCUAUGGAAAGGAUCUCAAAGCCGGAUUGGUUCAACUUCUCUGCAUGGACUCUUCUGUAACGGGCAGGACAUCCUUUACUGUUGCGGGCCCUCAUGACAGAGGUACGACAUACAAAAGCAUUUUUGAUUCCCGAGAGAACUUCAAACUCUUCAAGGUCAUAGUCUGGACGUCUCCUGCGUGGCUCUAAAACGGACCAAAGCAUCUUGCCACUCUCAACCUUGUUUUUCCCAGCACUGGUUUGGAGCUGGCCAUCAAUUGGGAAACAUAUCAGUUCAUGGUCUACGUGUCCUCCGGCUAACCUCUGAAUCUCCCAAGUUCUUGUCCGUACGUCUCCAAGCUUCCGCGAGGUAAUCGACUUGCUCCAUCUGGCUCUAAAGGCGUGUGGUUGAGAGGAUCCCAGGCUCCCGAUCCCCAUUAGGCACCUGUCAUUACCAUGCUUUGCAGCUGGAGGAAAGCUCCUUGGUCUGUUGCAAAUUUCCUUUGAAUUCGUCGUCCAAGAUUCUAGAAGCCGGACGAUCCAUUGUCAGGGACUGGGUAAGUUCGCACUGUGUUUCGCCUCCUGGGCGAAGCAACCACCUCUGUCUUGCUCGAUCUCGACACUUCGUAGUCCUAAGGACAUUCAUUCACGCUUGAAGGCACUUCUUGCCAUGGCCGCUGGCCUGUGACACACGUGGCAGGAUUUCGUCCUGAUCCUGCAGCGUCAAACAUGAUAAAUGAUGACUCCCAUCAUUGUAG